Molecule: messenger RNA, 4178 nt
Organism: Lucilia cuprina (Australian sheep blowfly)
Lineage: Eukaryota; Metazoa; Arthropoda; Insecta; Diptera; Calliphoridae
Gene: heca
Product: headcase protein
Exons: 6
Coding region: 123-2549 (808 amino acids)
Source: RefSeq, a predicted model, not a curated record
AAUAAAUUUCUUUAUAAAAAAAAACAACAAAAAACAAUUUUUUUAAAAGUUUUGUUAAACCAAAAAACAAAAUUGCUGGAAAUUUUAUUAAAUUUUAAAACCAAGAAAAACUAAAAUAUUAAAUGCUACUUAUGGCGCCACGUCGCAAUCAUAAUACUACAACAAUUGUCAAUCAAACCCAGACUAACCAGCAACUACAAUCACAACAACAACAGCAGCAGCAGCAACAAUUGCAAAAUAAUACUUUAGCAACAUUUGUUAACAACUCAACUGAUAUUAAUCAUCAGUUUUACUCCCUAACGGAUCCAGAAACAAAUAGUUUCACUAAUAGCAACAAUUUGCUACUUAACAGCAAUAGUUCGGUCAGUAGCAGCUUCACUAUGUCGCCCAUGCAAACGACUGUCAAUAGCAAUAGUAACAAUAACAACAAUAAUACAUUGACUCCGAAUCAUAAUAAGACAACGGUAGGAGAUCAAUAUGUACGUUGUUGUUAUCCCAAUGGUGAUUGUUUCAAAACGGACUUGAUUAAUUUGGAUGAUUUAUCGGAAUGCAUUAAGGUGAUUUGUAAUAAUGAGAACUGUAAUGUGGGUCAAUAUAUGCAUCGAGAAUGUUUCGAGUCUUGGGAACAAACCAUACUCCAAACUCUUAAGACAAUGGGAGGACGGGCACGCUCUUGGUCGGAUCGUCAAAAGGCACAGAAUUUAUGGACUAAGAAGGGCUAUGAUUUGGUUUAUAAAGUAUGCGGUUGUAAAUGCAGCAGAGGACAUUUACGCAAAGAUUUGGAAUGGGUGGCCCCGAAAGCGGGACAAUUUGUAAAUGGUCAAAGAAUCAUGAAUGGUAGUGCCAAUGCUAAUACCAACAAUCAGGAAGAUGAGGACAAAAAGAAAAAGAAAAACAAACGCAAUCGUCAACAGCAGCAGCAACAACAACAGCAGCAGCAGAAUACUAAAGCUCAUACUCCUUUGCAGGCAACAAAUGGUCAUGCAAAUGGUCAAAAUGUUCAGCAAAUGAAUGGCUCUAGCAAUUCCACACCAGAACCUUUGCAAAUUAGCAAAACUCUUGAAACUUCCAACAACAACAACAGCAACACUAACAAUCAUAAUAAUGUGGGUGUUAUAGGCUCGGGUUUACAUCAAAAUGGUACUUCCCAGCAAAUCUCACAGAAUCUUAAUCAAAACUCUACUGUAGCAGAACUACCACCCAAUGUGGUAACUUCUCUCAACAAUCUACUUAAUGGACAAAACAACAUCUUGGGUUUGGAUUUACGCCCACGCACCAAUAGCAUUUCUUCGGGUUCCAAUCAUAGUGGCUCUACUUCUCCCUCAGCCAUUUCAUUCUCUUCUGGAGAUUUAUCUACUGCUCAAACUCCUUUAAAUACUUUACAAAGUCUCAAUCUAAAUGGUUACUAUCAUGCUAAUCAAAAUGGUUUAACUGGACUUCAGCAACAACAACAACAACAGCAACAGCAGCCGCAACAACAAUUGCCUGCUCUCCAAUUACACGCAAAUCUUUUGCAACAAUCUUCGGUUAAUGCUGUUUCUUUGACUAAAAACAUUUUAAAUGGUCUACAAUCGUCUGGUUUGUUGUGCAAUACUAGUAACAACAACAGCAACAAUAACAUUAGUACUAAUACUACUACAGCAACAACAACUAAUGGCAAUAAUCUAAAUAGUAAUGCAAUAAUUACAAAUGCUUCAGCAGCUUUAUUAAUUAAGCAACAACAACAACAACAGCAGCAGCAACAGCAACAACUACAACAGCAGCAGCAAUGUGUUAAUAUUUUAUCAAACGGUAAUGGUAUUGUUGCCUUAAAACAACAUUCAUUAACUGCAUUCGAACAACAACAAUUAUUGUUACAGCAAAAAGUUAAAGAAGUUGAAAUCUAUUCGGAGAGAGUACGUUCUACAUCUGGCUGCAAUGGCAUCUUUUCACGUCGUUUGGAUUUUUCAUCAUUCAAUCUUUUGCCCAAGACACGUUUGAAUUCCUAUCAAGUUAAGAUCGAAGAUGAGGGUAAUCAUGGCAAUGAUGAGACUAGACUUUUCAUUUUAUCUUCCUUGGCUCAAUCGCAGAAAAGUCGUGUCGCUUGUAUUUUAUGCGAAGAACCCAUGUUGGUUUUUGAUCGUUAUCCUUUGGUGGAUGGCUCAUUCUUUUUGAGUCCCAAACAGCAUUCAACUGAUUGUAUUGAGGUUAAAUAUGAAGGACGUUCUUUAUAUUUGACUUGCGUUUGCAUGCGCUGUUUGGAUGGUACUUCGACUAAUCGUAAUAUUUGCUGCAGAUUCUGUACUGAUAAAUGGGAUGGUUCAAAUCUAGUCUUAGGCACCAUGUAUGCAUACGACAUAUUUGCCGCUAUGCCCUGCUGUGCAGAACGUCUCAAGUGCAAUAAAUGCUUCAAAUUGUUGUUACAUCCACAACAACGUCUUAACUUCUAUAGUGACUACUCGCACUGUGUCACUUGUCCCUAUUGUGCAACUCAGGAUACACACUUUGUCAAACCCUUGACCUACUGCUACACCAAAAGCUUUUCGGGUCGCCUAUCGGCUAUCGCAUAACAUGAGGCCUCGUUGGAGUUGCCCACACAAACAGCAGUUACAACAAAUCAACAACAAACUGCUGGGGUAACUUCAACGAGCCUCUCUGCGGGAUCUAAGACCACUACAACAUCAUCAUCAUCUUCCUCGUCAUCGAGAAAGAAAGUGGUUUUAUACAAUCCCAAUGAGGAUUAUUCAGCACCAUUGCAACAAGAAAUUAAUGCUGAAUUAAUUGGUCCACAUCCUCAAGCACAACAAUAUCAAAAACAACAGCUACAGCAGACAUCAUCAUCAGCAGCAGCAACUGCAACACAGGUAAGACAAUCUGCCAACAACAGAUCAUCAUCAGUUUCUUAUAAUACUUCAGCAUUAACAUCAGCAGCUGUUGCAGGAGUGUCAGGAGUUUUAAAUACUUCAACAACAAUCAAUAAUUUACAAUUAAAAUUAAGUGAACAAUGUAAUAUAAGUAAAUUAGGUAAUAUAAUCACAACAACAACAAGUAAUAAUAAUAAUAAUGCUAAUACAAUUACUAAUAAUAAUAAUUUUACUAUGAAUGAAUUUAAUGCAAUGAAAACAGCCCAUAAUAAUAUUGUAACAACACCACCAAUAACACAACAACAUGUAGGUUUAUUACACAACAACAACAUUGAAACAAACAAUAUUGUUAAUAAUACAAUAAUUAGCAACAAUAAUAACAACAACAACAGCAGUAUUAAUAAUUUAUUAUGUAGCAAUAAUUUAAAUACUAAUGUCUGGUCCAACAAUCAACAACAACAGCAAACGCCAGCCAACAUUUUACAAACCCAAAAUAUGGGUCUUUAUCAAACAGUCACCUCUAAUAAUGGCUGUUUCCAAAUGGACAAUUUAAAUAAUCACUGCACUGAGGCCAUGAUUUCCUCACUUUGGGGCUCUGAAUCUAGCUCAAGUGGUUGUUCUUCGGGUUCGGGUUCUCAACCCUCGUUGAGUCCCACCCUUAUGUCUAAUGUUAAUCAUAAUUAUCGCAGCAAUAGCAAAGAAUCAUUGUGGUCACAACAAACUUCACCAUCUACCAGCAGCUCAGGUUGUAGCAGCCAACUCAGGGAUACUUAUUAUACUGGCUCAAAAAUCACAACCCAAUCACCCACUUCCUGGUCCUCUGCUAAUGCCAAUCAUGGUGGUUCUUCCAUCAAUUCAAACAAUCUUAUCUAUGAGGCAAAUGAUUUGAACUUUACAAAAAUGAAUCAUAUUUGGGAAAUACCCGAAAAUUCUUCAUCAUCAUCAUCGUCUGCCUCAGCUCAAAUACAAGAUUAUUUUCCGGAAAUCUGGAGCAAUCUCAAUGGCAACACAAAUAAUUUAACCGAUAAUAUAUCGGAUAUUAGCUCGAAUACUUCUUCACAACCAGACUCUGAUAUCUGGCGUACUCCUCAGUUGCCUUCAGCAGCUGCUGCAGUAGCCAACAAUGCUGCGGGUAUUGUUAAUAAGGAUAUCAGACCCUUGUUUGGUAAUGCUAAUAGCAACAACAAUCAUCUUGUUAAUGAAAAUAAUACUGGCGGUUUGGGAGCCGCUGCUUGCAUGCAAUUAUUUUCAGAUGAAUUCCUAUUUAUGUAAAUUUACUUUUUGAAAAAUUUACAAUUUUUUUUAGAAAAAUCUUUUAUUUUUUUUUUUGUUUUU